This is a messenger RNA of Phytophthora nicotianae INRA-310, 1123 nucleotides long. RefSeq lists its product as hypothetical. NCBI's taxonomy places the organism in Eukaryota, Oomycota, Peronosporomycetes, Peronosporales, Peronosporaceae. Gene Ontology annotation, molecular function: phosphatidylinositol binding. The record is from RefSeq and is a predicted model, not a curated record. Bases 150 to 1022 code for a protein of 290 amino acids. The transcript has a single exon.
UACAAAACCCAAGUACCAUUCUUCUGUGGGGAAGAUUACGCAGGUGUGUCCUUCUGGCCAUUUUCGCCCUUCCAUCCAUGCAGACAAGCACAUUCGCCGCCUGUGCCGACACCGCCUAUUUCUUCUCCUGAUAGACAAUCGCCGCCUCCAUGGCGUCCACCUCUGCAAUGGGCACCCGCGCCUACGUGCCGCUGUCCGUUGCCUGGCUGGAGCAAUUAGCCUUCAGCUUCUCGGCGCAGAAGGUCAAACGCGAUGUCCGCUACAUCCUGUCGGCCGAGCAUCUUCCCUCAGGUCGCCGCUGGGCUGUCGUCUACUCCUUCGACGACUGCCGCGUCUUCCAGCGACGCCUGGCACGCGCACUCAGCGUGGGUCACCGCUGCGACGCGCCCUGCCCGUGGCUCUAUAGCUUCGUUACCUGCUACUUCCCCAAGCCGCGGCUCUUCCACUCAGCGUCGAGUGGCCGUUUCGUUCAGAAGCGCUGCGAAGCGCUCGUGGCUUACGUCAAGACACUGCAGACGUCGCUGCUCAGUCGUGCCAGCCAUUCGUGCCGUGUUCUUACAGAAGCAGUGGCCGAAGCGCUGUUGGAUUUUGUUUGCGGCGGUGACACGCAGCAGUUCCCCAUUAAGCAAUGGGCAUUCGCCGGACAACAGCAUCGAGCUAGAGGCUCCAUACACUCACUAACGUCGACAUCGGAUGAAGGAGACGACCCCAUGGCGAGCUCCAGCCGUAGUCAGCGGACUUUACGAACUUGUAGCAGCCUCACGUCGACGUCGUCAUUCAUAGACGCGAGCUCGACGUACACUUUAGAAGCUGAUAUUCCCGUUGCCCAGACGUCAGAUACCACCACCGCUCCCAAGACGUGUAUACUGUGCGACGAAGCCAUGGAGGCUACUGACGGACGGUAUUACUAUACGACGCGGCUGCAGUGCGGCCAUCGAUUCCACGACGAGUGCUUGAUCCCGCAGCUCAACAUCAACAUGAGCUGCCCGACUUGCCACCAGUGUGUAACUAACAAUAUGUAGACAAGAGUAUUUUAAGACGUAGAGAGUAGCUGAGCUAGUUAAGCCGUAUUUAUGUUAUAAACUCCUCUCGUGAACUCUGUUUCAUUACGAGUCAUUGUCCA